Paramuricea clavata is the source of this 3278-nucleotide messenger RNA. Lineage: Eukaryota; Metazoa; Cnidaria; Anthozoa; Malacalcyonacea; Plexauridae. The record is from the annotation of a GenBank genome assembly.
AUGGCCGAGAAAAAUGAAAAUCCUAAAACCACACAGCCAGGAGAGAUAGUAAACCAUGACUCGAAAAUUGACCAAGGUGAGACGGUCAAUCUCAGUACAAAACUAAGCAAUAUAGCGGUGGUGAAUUCCUCGAUACAAACCGUCUCGAAGACAUGUCAUACCAUCAAAGAAUCGAAUUCUUACGUUGGCUAUGGAAUGACCGUCGCUGAAUCAUCGCUAGACAAGGCAUUCAAGGCGGGAAAAGCUGUGCUUGACUCGAGAACUUUGGCUCCUAUUACCAACACUGCUAUGGAAAACAGUAAGUUAAAAACCUUUUGUAAAAUAUUCUUGUGUGUAGCGUUUGAACCAGAAUCGGAGACCUUGCUCCUUAGAACUUGCUCUAUUCUAGUUGAUUAAUGGCUUAACGAUCAAAUACUGUCCAUUAUAACAUAGACAAUCGAGAAGACAUGUCUUCUGGAUUGUCUAUGAUUAUAAGUAGCAACACUAUUUCAUGAACAGCCCAUACGGCUUUAUAUGAAUAUUGAGCCGCAUUCGUUUUGUUUUGCGUGUUUUCCAAUGGCGAUGUAGCAUUAACCGCUGGUUUGAUUUGGAAAAGUCAAACAAGAAAGCACUCUUUGCAUGCGACUAAGACGAUGUUUACACUAUACCGAAUAGAUUUCCACAGCGCCGCGAGAAAGCACCCGGCCCUGCUAUCUGGUACAGGUGUAAACGUAACCUAAAAUUGAAGUAAGACGUUUUCUAAACUCUGAAAACUGUCAUAUAUUUAGUUCGAUAUCUGGACAAAGAAGCCGGGGUGAUGGUUGAUAAAUUCUUAAAAUCAAAUGACAAACAGAGUGAAGAAAGACAGGCAAACGGAGGAGUGCAAGAUAUCACUGAGUAUACAACUACUGAGUCAAAUAGCCUCGUUGUCAAUAACGAAUCCAUGAUUUACUUUUUGGGAAGAAAAUUUGUCGAGGUAAAAUAUUUUGUAGGUUUAUGAUUUUGGUUAUGCUAUUGGUUCCAUUUGUGCCUGGGGAGUUUUGCAUGGGCAGAACUACCAGAGUAAUGAAAUAUCAUUUGGUCAAUAUUCUGUAUUUUAUGAUCAUUUCAGGUGACUUCUUUCCUGAUAUUAUUGCCAUAUUUUGGUCCCAAGUUCGCCCUGUCCACCAUUUUGGGAUUGGUAAGUAAUUAUGGUUACAUAUUGAGUAGUUGUGUAUCUUGUAGUCGUGUCAGAUUCCUAUUCUGGCGUACGUAAUCGAAUAAGCUCGUGUAAAAGUGGUCGCAUUUCAGAUUUCGCCAUAAACGAAAUGAAGAGGCAUCAGUUCUAAUUUUCAUUUUCGUACGCCACAAUACGAUCCGUACACGUCAGAUCGCAUCGUGUAAACGUGUCUUCAAUUCCUUCGCUGCCCACCGCCCCCUUGCCCCCGCCCCGUUGACCUUGACCCCGCCCUUCGCCCCCUUCUAUGAGAAGUGAGGACCGUCCUUGCUUUCCUAGUUCCAUGGCAGUUCAAACGAGGUAGGCCGUAAGCGAAAGGAACGCGGCUCGCUGUCAGAAGAAGUGAAGUAUAUGGAACCAUCGCCCGUCAAGAGAAAAUAUGGCGACAGACUGAGCACGUCCUCUGAAGAAGGGACGUUGGUGGAAAUACUUCAUGAUUAUAUUAGUGAAGAUGAUCCCGAUUAUGAGCCGAAGGAGCACGAGUCUGAGGAAAGCAGUGAGGAGUCUGGGAACGAGGAAAACCGAGAGGAGAAAGUGAAGGAGUGUUUGGACUUGACACAAGAUUUAGAAGAGGUAUUUAAGGCUUUAAGGUGCUUAUAUUAGCAUGAUAAAAUUACUAGAUGCUGAUUGACUGAGAGGAGUACAAUUAUUUCAUUAAUUACUGCAGUACAAUUAUGAUUUUCCCAAAGUAAACAAAAUGGCGGAAAGGUAUUUAAACACAAAUUAAAUUGCCCUAGAGGAACUUAAUUAAAGCAAAAGAACUAAGUGAGAAUACGAACAAAAGCACCAAAUGUUGGUUGAAAGUCUGGCAGGACUGGGCUUUGGCGAGAGAAUAUGAUGUUGACACUGAGAAUUAUCCAUUAAGUAGAAUUGAGGGGAUUAAGCCCUCCCUCCCUUAAAAAAAUGUGUGAGAAUUUAAUAUGAAGUUUAAAUUUUUAGAUGGGCGUUCCACUCAGUCCUGAAAUGCAGCGAAAUGUGGAAAAGUUAAAAAAUGAAGCGAAUGAGGUACUUUUAAACUAUCAUUAUUUCUUUACUGUCGUUCCAAUUGAAGUGUUCCUCAAAUAUUGAUUCAAUACAUUACCUCAGGCUGACCAAUUCAUUUCAUCAAGUUCCUCGAGAUAUUCAUACACUUCCUGUGAAAGAGCCAAUUCCAAGAAUUUUAUCAUUUCUGGUCACUUCCUUUCUAUUUAUGAUUGGUUAGUUGCACAGACAACAAAGGUGAUUGGUGCAUUCAAACUAUUCAACAGGAAGUUUACAAUUAUACUAGGAAGUGUAUGAAUAUUUCGAGGAACUUGAUGAAAUGAAUUGGUCAGCCUGAGGUAAUGUAUUGAAUCAAUAUUUGAGGAACACUUCAAUUGGAACGACAGUAAUAUUGAUUGAUGUUGAAAUGCAUGUACCGGCAUUAAAUACUGACAGACAUAACUUUUGUUUUUCAAAGGCCGAGACGAGUAAAUGCCAGUCUACUCCUAAGAAAACAGAAGUAAUGGAAAUGAUCGAAAGGACCACUCGAGGAAAAACCGAAAAUAAAACCACGGAUACGCAUGCUACCGAAGAAAAGUUACAAGAAAUCUCUCUUAAAGAGUCUGCAAACGAAGGCAAAGGUAAAACGGAAGCCUUGAAGGACGUGAAAGAAAGCAAGGGAAGCAAGAUUGACCCUUCUUUAAAAACUCGACGAAGCUCAAAAUCGCCAUUGUUAGAGAAACUGCUUUCGCCAGGAAGGCGAAGUCGAAAAAGCCAAAAAGAAAAAACAAAAACGGGGAAGGAUAGUUCGGAGACCGCCGGCCUUACCGAAGAUGUCGCCGAAGUAAGCACGAGUAAAUCCGAAGGUAACACGAAAGCGGAGACGAAAAUUCACGCCGAAAAGUUGACCGAUAGUUCAAAAAUUCCCAAAGUCGAAGCGAAGGUUGACGAAACGACAAAGUCGAAGGGGAAAUCAGAGGAGGGGCAAAAGAAGUCGGAAAAGGCUGAGAGUUCGAAGGGGGAAGCGAAGACCGGCGACGGCCAUCACCAUGGAAACGAGGCAUUGUCAAACGUCACUGGUCCAUUUGAUAUUUUCAAAUUUGGCGGGAAAAAGUCCAAAUAA